AUGGGUCUUGUUGGUCGUCAGAAGCGUGUUUUAAAGAGUCCCAAUGAGCCCGCUCCCGAUCUCCUCAAGCAAGGUCCUUUUACUCGGGCCAUUUCUAUUGCCUCUUCUCGAUCGGCCUCAUUUGACUUCCAGGCUGCAUCCUCUCCUGGCUCGACACCGUUGAUUACUCCGGAGACUGCUGCGAAUGUGCAGCCGUCCUACUUCAGUUUGAAUCAGAGUGGCCUCAGUAGACAGAGCUCUCGCCGAGCAUCAGGUUAUCGCAGUGACAGUGCCGGUAGUGACAGCUUGAAUGGCAUGUUCAGGACGUUUUCCCUCAAUGAUGCCGGAAAUGAACACCAUGCGGUGUCACCCAAUGUGCUGUCGACAAGUCUGGCGGAGGAGGAGGAAGAGGAGGAGCCGCAGAGCGACGCUUACGAAUCUCCUCACCUUUAUCCCCUGCAGCCAACAUUCAGCAAUUCCGUGAUGUACAGCACGCCGCCCCAGCAGAGUAUGCUUCCGCCCGUGAUGGCACUGUUCGAUCCCGGGGACCAUGACCGCCGCUUUGUUGGCACUCCUGACUAUCUGGCCCCCGAAACGAUCAAUGGCAUUGGCCAAGACGAGAUAAGUGAUUGGUGGUCGCUGGGUUGCAUCAUGUUCGAGUUCAUCUUUGGCUACCCUCCUUUCAAUGCCCCGACUCCUGAUGAGGUAUUCGAGAACAUCCUUCAAAGAAAUAUCAACUGGCCUGAUGACCCAGAGGAGUACACUACCCCCGAAGCGUUGGAUCUGAUGAAUAAGCUCAUGACAUUGAACCCGCGGGAGCGUAUCGGCGCCAAUGUGGAAGAAAAGUAUCCCAAUGGCGGUGCCGAGAUCCGUCACCACCCCUGGUUUGCUGAUAUCAACUGGGAUACUCUUUUAGAGGACAAAGCGCAGUUCGUGCCCAACCUUGAAAACCCCGAAGAUACAGAGUAUUUUGAUGCUCGAGGUGCGACCUUGCAGGCUUUCGCAGAAGAGAUGGAAGAUGAGCCUUCGCCCCAGGGUCAAUCGGGCUCCGGAUCUUAUCCUGACAGGCCUCAUGAUGCGCUAUUCAAAGUCCGUUCUCAGGUCAAUUCCAUGAAGCGCCCGUUAAUGCCUCUACACAUCCCACCCCACGUUCGCGAUGCUCGGGAUUCACGGAGCCGGAGAUUGAGUGAACCAGCACUAGCCGAUGACUUUGGUAGUUUCAACUUUAAGAACCUUCCUAUGCUUGAGAAGGCGAAUAAAGAUGUCAUUCAAAAAAUGCGACAGGAGGCCAUGCAGGCACAGCAUCGACAAGCUAAUUCGUCGUCAUCGGCUGUCCAAACGCCCUUGACGGCCUCGCAGCCUUCUUUAGAAGGCAGCCCUCUCCCCAUGUCGCUGCAACGGACACUGUCACAGACCAAGGGCAAUAAUCGACCAUCGUCACCUUCCGGUCUUAGUCAGGCAAAUUCUUCGCCCAGCCGACCUUCCCAGCCGUCGUCUCCGUUGUUGGUCCAGUUCAGCACUGGCACCAACCAUGAAAGACGCAAGACUUCCGGGUCCUCCUCGACUGCCUCGCACCAGUCUAGUGGCACCUUCCAGCCAUCCUCUGCGGAUCAAUCGCGCAUGCCGAAUCUUCGCCUUGGCUCGGUCGCAUCGUCGCCUGUCAAGGCCAAUCGCAUUCCUGCACAUUCACCUGACAAGCAUCCGUCCAGCCAGCGCCAUGGAAGUGCCCCAGCGAGUCGUGCCCGGUCCCAGACUAUCGGAUCGCAAGAUGGAACGGAAUUCCCUGGGCUGACUAAGGAGUCCUUUGUGGCAUCUCACCACAAGCGCCGUAGUCAACUCUUCGACAUCUCACCUUCGUCCUCUGAUAAUGAGGACCCCCGGACGAAGGCCUUGCUCAAGGUCCAACGCCGCCGCCAAAGCUCUCGGCGCCUCUCCCAAUUCAAUAUUCAGGAUGGCCCAUUCUUCCGUCCACUGGACAUUCUGAUUUGUGAGGAUCACCCGGUCUCGCGUCUCGUUAUGGAGCGCCUGUUCGAAAAGCUCCGUUGUCGAACCAUUACUGUCACCAAUGGUGCCGAGGCCAUGAGAUAUGCUCUCAGUGAAGUCCAGUUUGACAUUAUCAUGACCGAGUUCAAGCUCCCGCAAGUCAACGGGGCCGACUUUGCACGGAUGGUGCGGGAGACUCGCAGUGCCAACAGACACACUCCAAUUGUGGCGGUGACUGGCUACUUGAAGGACCUCCCAGAGACGCACUACUUCGAUGCGCUCAUUGAGAAACCUCCCACAUUGUCAAAGCUGACCGAAGCCCUGUGCAAGUGGUGUAUGUGGAAGCCACCACCAAAGGAUUACAGCCCUUCUUCCCAGCCGCUCAACGUGUCAAUGGGAACCGGGCGCACGAACCCACUGUCAAAUGAUGACAGCCCUAGCUCGGCUUCAUCUGGGUUUGUGCCGCACCCUCCUAGCUCGUAUCGAGGGUCUAGCCGCGACGACUCGGUGAGUAGUAGUGUGUUCGGCGAUAUGGAAUCUAUCAAACCAGAUGAGGUCCCCGUCAUCAUCAGCCGGACCCACGAUGACUGGGAUCAGGGUCAGGGUGGACUGGGUAUCUCCGAGGACGCGCAUCCCGGUAGUCCUGAUCCCAAGGCCGUUCCUGUCCCUCAUCUUCUCCAUGCGAUGUCCGCGCCUGCCGCCAUGGAUGCCGGUGGUGCGCUGACGCCGCGGAAACAACGCUCUAGUGAAGCCAUUCGCGCCAAACGGGAGUCCUUGGAGAAAAAACGGUACGAAUGUGCCGAGUCCGGGGACGACGAGGACGAAGAGCUGGGUCAUUCGCAGUCCCGUCGCAGCCCACCGACUCGCAACCGGCGUCCGGGGUCUAAGCUUGGUAUCGAAAUGAUGCGCACCAACAGCCGUGGCAGUGUCGUCAGUGGAAGUGAAGAGCUUCUUAAGAAGGAGCGCGAAGCACUACGCAGGGCUGGCGAAUCGGACACUGACGAGGGCCCUCUGGGAUCCCCCGCAAGCACGAGUCUCGAAGAACGGUUCGACGGCAUGAGCAUCCCCGAGGAAUCCGAGUAUGAAGAACCCCUCAGCCCUCGAGAUUCACCUCCUGGGCUUCAAUCAUCACCUUCUCGCCGUCGACCUUCUCUCGCGCAUCACGAUACCUCAAUCUACGCUGGGCCGACAUCUCAUCCGGGUGGUUCCAAGUCCAGCUCGGAAGGGUUGAAGCAAGGCCAAACCACUCCACCGGGAGAUCUUGUCAAGGGUGCUGCUAAUGUCGGUCUCGGCGUUACUCCCAUCACCCCGGAGGUGAAAAUCUCCGACAACGGGUCGAAUGCCGAAGCCGGUUCAGGCGGGGAUACCGAUACUAGCCCCACGCCAGAUGCCGAAGCCACACCCCGUCCUCUGCACCCGUCUCCGAGCCUGGAUGCCGAGCAGACCCCUCGCGCACCAGACCGGUACCGAUCAACCACGUCAUUCUUCAAACGGUAA
Molecule: messenger RNA, 3459 nt
Organism: Penicillium brasilianum
Lineage: Eukaryota; Fungi; Ascomycota; Eurotiomycetes; Eurotiales; Aspergillaceae
Source: the annotation of a GenBank genome assembly